Molecule: messenger RNA, 2706 nt
Organism: Raphanus sativus (radish)
Lineage: Eukaryota; Viridiplantae; Streptophyta; Magnoliopsida; Brassicales; Brassicaceae
Product: phosphatidylinositol 4-phosphate 5-kinase 7
Exons: 10
Coding region: 287-2581 (764 amino acids)
Biological process (GO): phosphatidylinositol metabolic process
Molecular function (GO): ATP binding; 1-phosphatidylinositol-4-phosphate 5-kinase activity
Source: RefSeq, a predicted model, not a curated record
CGCUAAAAAAGGAAAAAGAAAAGAGAAGCUGUUUUUUUGGACAAAAGAGAAGCUGGUUUGAAUGGAACAUAGGUGCAUGCGGGAAACAUAAAUAUUUUACAGUAACUCAGAAUCAAUUCUCAAACCUCUCAAACCUCUUUGCUCAAUCUUUGGGUUUCCUCUUUCUUCUUGUCUCUUGUUAAGAUUCGUCUGGAAAAAAAAAGUGGACCUUGUGCUCAAGAAGACAGCUUUAAACAUCAUUUUGUAAAAGGGGAUGAAACAGAUGUUCUUGUAUCCCUAAGCCGAGAUGGAUACAAGUAGUAGUAUCCUCAGCCCUCCUGGAGAAAGAGAAAGAGAAAGAGAAAGAGAGUUCUCAAACGGUGAUUUCUACUCCGGUGAAGUCAAAGGACUGCUUCCACACGGGAAAGGAAAGUACUCGUGGUCAGAUGGAACCGUCUACGAGGGAGACUGGGACCAAGGCAAAAUCUCCGGCAAAGGCAAGCUCACCUGGUCAUCCGGAGCUAAAUACCAAGGAGACUUCUCCGGCGGCUACCUCCACGGUAUCGGCACCAUGACUUCGCCAGACGAGUCUGUUUACAGCGGAGCGUGGAGGAUGAACGUGAGGCACGGUCUAGGGAGGAAAGAGUACUGCAACUCCGAUCUCUACGACGGUUCUUGGAAAGAAGGGUCGCAGGAAGGGCGUGGCAGCUACUCUUGGACCAACGGGAACAGGUACAUAGGGAGCUGGAAGAAAGGUAAGAUGUGUGGGAGAGGGGUGAUGAGGUGGGGGGAUGGUGAUCUUUUCGACGGGUUUUGGUUGAACGGGUCUAGACACGGCUCUGGUGUUUACAAGUUUGCUGAUGGGUCUUUGUACUUUGGGACGUGGUCUCGUGGCGUUAAAGACGGGAAAGGGAUCUUUUACCCUGCUGGGAGUAAACAUCCUUCUUUAAAGAAGUGGUGCCGCUCGCUCGAGUACGAUGACACUGGGAAGUUUGUACUCUCUCGUAGUAACUCCUCGAUGGGUGUUGAUGAGAUAAGGAGUCUGAGCAAUGUGAGUCGAAGUCUUUCCAUGAAUACUUUAGCCUCUGAUCAUCCAAGAGACUUGACAUCCAAGUCUGCGAGGACUUUUGGGUCGGCAAGGCAAAGCGAGGGGGGACAGGAUAAGAACCGUAUCGCUUACGAGAGGGAGUACAUGCAAGGAGUUUUGAUUAGAGAGAGUGUGAUCACGAGUUCUGUUGACAGGUCGCUCAAGAUUAGACCACCUUCUUCAACAGCUCUUAGUAAACAAGUCAGUGCGAGGACUUUCAUGACGUUUCUUACCGGGGAACAUAAUUAUCAUCUGAUGCUUAAUCUCCAACUUGGUAUCAGGUAUACUGUGGGGAAAAUCACACCAGUGCCAAGGCGAGAGGUACGUGGUUCUGACUUUGGUAAGAAGGCCAGAACGGUUAUGUUCUUCCCCAGAGACGGCUCUAAUCUUACGCCUCCGCACAAAUCUAUCGACUUCUCUUGGAAAGACUAUUGUCCUAUGGUUUUCAGGAAUUUGAGGGAAAUGUUCAAGUUAGAUGCUGCAGAGUACAUGAUGUCUAUAUGUGGUGAUGAUGGGCUGACAGAGAUUUGUUCCCCUGGUAAAAGUGGCAGUAUCUUCUACCUUUCUCACGACGACAGAUUUGUCAUCAAGACAUUAAAACAAUCUGAGUUGAAGGUUCUACUCAAAAUGUUGCCAAGGUACUAUAAACAUGUAGGGGACCAUGAGAACACACUUAUAACCAAAUUCUUUGGAGUUCAUAGGAUAACACUCAAGUGGGGGAAAAAGGUACGCUUUGUGGUCAUGGGAAACAUGUUUUGCACAGAGCUGAAGAUUCAUCGUCGAUAUGAUCUUAAGGGUUCAUCACAAGGGAGGUUUACUGAAAAGAUUAAAAUCCAAGAAAAGACAACCUUGAAAGAUCUUGAUCUUGCUUAUGAAUUUCAUAUGGACAAGCUGUUAAGGGAAGCACUCUUCAAGCAAAUUUAUUUGGACUGUGCGUUCUUGGAAUCUCUACAGAUCAUUGACUACAGUCUUUUACUGGGAUUACAUUUUAGAGCUCCCGGGCAGCUUAACGAUAUCCUUGAGCCUCCUAACGCAAUCUCAGAUCAAGAGAGCGUUUCCUCUGUAGACGUUGGUGUGACUCAAGAACUCUCCAUUCCACCAAAAGGAUUGCUACUGGUGACUCACGAACCCAACUCCGUGAGUACUGCACCAGGUCCUCACAUCAGAGGAAGCACACUCAGAGCAUUUUCCGUUGGAGAGCAAGAAGUUGAUCUCAUUCUUCCUGGAACCGCAAGGCUGCGGGUACAGUUAGGAGUGAACAUGCCGGCUCAAGCUCACCACAAGCUUGAUGAGGACAAGGAAGAGUCUGCCACAAUUGAGCUCUUUGAAGUAUACGACGUGGUUGUGUACAUGGGAAUCAUAGAUAUUCUACAGGAGUAUAACACCAAGAAGAAAGUGGAGCAUAAAUGCAAGUCUUUGCAGUAUGAUCCCUUGACAAUAUCUGUGACCGAACCCACCAUUUACUCAAAACGCUUUGUCAAUUUUCUACAUAAGGUAUUCCCUGAAGGGAUGUAGGACUCCAAAAACAAAAACAAAAAAUCAUUCUUCUUCCAUUUAAGAUCAUCUAGUUUUCUCUUAAUACUUCUCUAUACAUUUGACAUUGAAAAACCUCACUGUGAAUGAAUGUUUUGUAAAUUUUU